Symphalangus syndactylus (siamang) is the source of this 624-nucleotide messenger RNA. RefSeq names its product secretory leukocyte peptidase inhibitor (gene SLPI). The record is from RefSeq and is a predicted model, not a curated record. Gene Ontology annotation, biological process: innate immune response; antibacterial humoral response. Gene Ontology annotation, cellular component: extracellular region. Gene Ontology annotation, molecular function: serine-type endopeptidase inhibitor activity. Lineage: Eukaryota; Metazoa; Chordata; Mammalia; Primates; Hylobatidae.
AUAAAUAGUGAGGUUUGGCAGUGGCCAUGAGAGUCACUCCUGCCUUCACCAUGAAGUCCAGCGGCCUCUUCCCCCUCAUGGUGCUUCUUGCCCUGGGAACUCUGGCACCUUGGGCUGUGGAAGGCUCUGGAAGGUCCUUCAAAGCUGGAGCCUGUCCUCCUAAGAAAUCUGCCCAGUGCCUUAGAUAUGAGAAACCUGAGUGCCAGAGUGACUGGCAGUGUCUAGGGAAGAAGAGAUGUUGUCCUGACACUUGUGGCAUCAAAUGCCUGGAUCCUGUUGACACCCCAAACCCAACAAGGAGGAAGCCUGGGAAGUGCCCAGUGGCUUAUGGCCAAUGUAUGAUGCUUAACCCCCCCAAUUACUGUGAGAAGGAUGGCCAGUGCGAGCGUGACUUGAAGUGCUGCAUGGGCAUGUGUGGGAAAUCCUGCGUUUCACCUGUGAAAGCUUGAUUCCUGCCAUACGAGGAGGCUCUGGAGUCUUGCUCUGUGUGGUCCAGGUCCUUCCCACCCCCAAACUUGGCUCCACCACUGCUAUCCUCCUUUGGGGAAAGGCUUGGCACACAGCAGCCUUUCAAGAAGUGCCAGUUGAUCAACGAAUAAAUAAACAAGCCUAUUUCUCUUUGUA